Messenger RNA from Stegostoma tigrinum, 5425 nucleotides. RefSeq names its product glycosyltransferase 8 domain containing 2 (gene glt8d2). The record is from RefSeq and is a predicted model, not a curated record. Gene Ontology annotation, molecular function: glycosyltransferase activity. NCBI's taxonomy places the organism in Eukaryota, Metazoa, Chordata, Chondrichthyes, Orectolobiformes, Stegostomatidae. The transcript has 10 exons. The coding region runs from base 284 to 1393 and encodes 369 amino acids. Gene Ontology annotation, cellular component: Golgi apparatus.
CUGAAUGCAUGCAUGGGGAAUUGCAAUCCCAUCUGGUCCUCAUUUACACUGUCUGUCUCUCUCCUUCCCCGGCUGCUCGCCUGGAAAACAGACAAAAGAUAUCUUGCGCUUUCGUCUUUUCAAUAUUUGUGGGGGAAGUUUUGAUUUGUUUACCGAAAGGAGAAUAUUACAAGAAAGAAGCCGCACAGCAGAUUGUUCUUUAUUGAGGAGGGAAAACUGACACCGAGGGUACUGAGCUGGAGUCUGGAAGUGACGAGAUCAUUUACUAAGUGACGGGGAAAGGAUGCCAUUAAUUAGAAAAAUUAAUCAGGGCUUGCUGUUCCUAGUUAUUUUGACAUUUUGCCUGGUCCUUUACAACAAAUUUCACAAAAUGUCGCUGUACAAGGAGGAAGCAGCUGAAGAACCUGAAUCUCCAACUGUUCACAAUGCAGGCCAUACUGUGAAACAGAGCAAUGUUCCUCCUUCUGAUGAUUCUGCUCCCGAAGAUGUGAUACCAAUUAUAAUCUGUGCUGCAGAAGACCGAUUGGGUGGAACAAUUGCAACAAUCAACAGUAUCUAUAGCAACACUAAUGCCAAUAUCAUUUUCUACAUAAUUACACUGAGAGACUCCCUCGUUCAUAUUAGCAAAUGGAUCGAAAACACAAAGCUGAAAGGCAUCCACUACAAAAUGAUGGAAUUCAAUGCUGCAAUACUGCAGGGGAAAGUGAGACCAGACUCAGCAAGACCCGAGUUACUGAAACCUCUCAACUUUGUCCGAUACUUCAUUCCAUAUCUUAUUCGUGAUCAUGAAAAGGUGAUAUACCUGGACGAUGAUGUUAUUAUACAAGGUGAUAUCCAGGACUUGUACGACACUGUGCUGAAGCCUGGCCAUGCUGCUGCCUUCUCAACAGACUGUGAUCUGACCUCAACUCAUGAGAUGGUCCGGACUAUGGGAAUGCAGACCACAUUUAUGGGACAUUUGGAUUACCGGAAGCCAACUGUCAGAGGUCUAGGGAUAAAUCCCACGACGUGUUCCUUUAAUGUUGGUGUGUUUGUUGCAAAUGUUACAGAAUGGAAACGACAACGGAUAACUAAGCAGUUGGAAAAAUGGCUGGUAGCCAAUGUAGAGGAGAAUCUGUACAGCAGUGCACUAGCCGAAGGAGUAGUGACCCCUCCUAUGUUAAUAGUAUUUCACAACAAACACUCCUUAGUGAACCCUUUAUGGCAUAUUCGACAUCUUGGCUGGAGUCCUGACACCAGAUAUUCAGAACACUUCCUUUCUGAAGCUAAACUACUACAUUGGAAUGGAAGAUAUAAACCCUGGGAUUAUCCUGCGGCUCAUGUGGAAUUUUGGGAAAGGUGGUAUCUUCCUGAUCCAACAGGACAUUUUAGAUUGGUACGACCUAACAAUUAGGAGCACCAUCGCAUACAGAAUUUUCAUCUCACUCCUUUGUCCAAUUAAGUAUGCAUUUAAAAAUAUGCUGUGGUUUAAGCUAUUCAGUAUCCAAACGUCUGACAUGUUUCUGUGAAUUAAAUCAUAGCAGAAUUUACUGCAACAAGAUUGAGAUAUCAGAUUAAACAUAUAAUAAUUCAGUGUUAUUUAGCAAAAAUGUUCUCACAUCAGAAAAUGUAGAUUUUGCACAAUAACAGUACUUUCACAGGAGGUACAUUAUUUUGAUCUCAUACAAACCAGUUUGCCAAAUCGAACUCUUAGCUGAAGAAACAUUUUAUAUGACCUUAACAUUUUUGAAUGACAGCAAAGACAGCUUCAUAUUUGCUUCUCUAUUCUUUAGGUAAGGUUAGUGACGUACAACACGAAAUGUGAGCUAUGGUCCUGCCUUGCCUCAUUUUCACUAAGUUUUUUUAUAAUUUAGAAAUGUAACUUUUAUAAUAGCAUACACCCAGAACAAAGAGCAAUAACCUUCUUGUUACAGCAGGAACUUGCAGGGAUGAUGUCAGGAAGCAUUUUUCAUUUAAAGAGUAGUGGAAAUCUGGAAUUCUGUUUUUCAGAAGUUUGUGGAGAGGUCUGGGAAUUUAUUGAAAAUUUCAAAAUUGAGUAUUGAUAACUUUUUGUAGUUAUUAAAGAUUAUCAAAAGUAGACAAUUGGAUUUGAAAGGCAGCUCAGCCUAACUGAAUGACAGACUUGAAAAGCCAAAUGGUCGCCUCCUCUUCCUAACAGUGUGAUCUCAUGAUCUCAUGUAGUGCAGUGGUUAUGGCAUCGGAUUUGCAAAGUGGGAAUGCAGUGUUCUGCAAUUAACUACAGCAUCUUGUGGAACAGAAUUUUAAAACACAAUAAUUUGUGAAGAAAUUACCAUUAAAGCUGUUCCCUACUUCUGUCACGAAAAAGGUAACUACUUCACAAAAGCAUUUCAGGGAAGAGAAGUUAGUCAAGCAGUAUUCAAGAAAUCUACCAAUGAGCAAAUAUAAGCCAUCAGCCUUGUUCUCAGUAUAGCAGCAUUACUAGCACAUUUACAAACAAACUAGCAGUCUAAGGCCAGGAUAGAUCUUCUAUUCCAGAACAAGCUUAAGAACCUGUUUUGAAAGUACUAUUGCAAUAGUAGCUUUUCUCCCUGGGGCCCACAUCUCAGGAAGGAUGUACUGGCCCUGGAGCAGUUUCAGAGGAGGUUCAUGGCAAUAGUCCCAGGAAUGAAAAGCUUAACAUAUGAAGAACGUUUGAGGACUCUGGGGCUAUACUCAUGACAGUUUAGAAGGAUGAGGAGGGAUCUAAUUGAAACUUACAGAAUACUGAAUGGCCUGGAGAGAAUGGAUGUUGAGGAAGAUGCUUCUGUUCAUAACAGAGACUAGGACCCAAGGACACAGCCUUAGACUAAAAGGGAAGACCUUUUAGAACAGAGAUAAAAAGAAAUUUCUUCAGCCGAAGAGUGGCGAAUCUACAGAAGGCUGUGGAGGCCAGGUCAUUGAGUACAUUUAAGACAGAGAUAGAUAGGUUCUCGAUUACCAAGGGUUAAAAGAGAAAGCAGGAGAAUGGUGUUGAGGAACUUAUCAGCCAUGAUUGAAUGGCAGAGCAGAUUUGAUGGGCCAAAUGGCCUAAUUUCUGCUCCUACGUCUUAUGGUCUUAAAGUGACAUUUCCUUACCCCAAAAGUUGCAGCAUAACCUUAAUACUAAAUCCAACAGUAAAUGAGAGUAAAGAUGCAACCACAGCUUCACAGAAUCCUUUAGAUUUGUUGGAAUAGGUUAAUGGCAAAUUGUACUGCUUAAGUAUGAAAGUAUCAAAGCUGUCAAAAUGAAAGAACAUCUGGGUACAUAAUACCGAAUAAGAUAUUCCUCCAAUGCUACUUCAACCUGUUUUCUCUUUUAAUAUUAAGCUUGGUACGCCCUAAUACUUCCAAACUUCAAAGAAACUACACAGGUCUCAUGUGAAAAGAUCAGAAUUGUUACUUUUACUCUCUUAUGUAUAUGUAUGAAAUCAAAAAUAAACAUUACAAAAUCAUCUCACUGGUGGGGCAAAAUAAAGUUCUGAUUGAUUUUGCUAGCAGUUUUAGUACAAAAACCAGCAGAUAAAAGUCAAACCACGCACAGAAAAUGUGAAUGAUCUUGUUUAGCUUAAAGUUUGGCAGGCUUCUUAAGACAUCACUUUCCAAAUUUAUGACCACCACAAUCUAAAAGGACAACAGCGGCAGUUACACAGGAACACAAUCACCUGCAAGUUCCCCUCCAAGCCACUCACCGUCUCAACUUGGAAAUAUAUUGUAAUUCCUUCAGUGAUGCUGGUUCAAAACCCUGAACUACCUCACUAACAGCAUUGUGGGUGUAUCUACAUCAAAUGGACUAUAGCAGUUCAAGAAGGUAGCUGAACAUCACCUUCUUCAUGGCAACUAGGGAUGGGUUAUAAAUGCAGGCCCAGCCAGUAACACCCACAUGCUCAGCAAAUCAUGAAUGCUAGUACCGCUGUGUGAUCAGACAUUGCCCAGAUGCAUUCAAAGAUUGGCACAGGUCAAUGAACAUGUAACAUUUCCAGUGUAAAAUUAAAAACAGAAAAAAAAGAAAUUCAUUGUAAUUUUUAUUUUUUUUCCACCAGAUUUCAAAACUAUCACUCUCUUGCAAGAGGAUUGAGCACCAAAUUUACAAGUUGUAAACAGUAUCAUGUUAACAUUUUUAAAAGUUUCCAGUAGCUGCCCAUUCACUUCAAGUCAGAGUACAUUUACUUGUAUAUAUUCCCACAGGCACAUUUUACAAACUAGAUAAUAUGACACAGGUAACUUUAAAACUUCCUGUAAAACAGCUUUAAGUCACUAGAGACAGUAUUACAAAUUCUUUGUUGAAAACAGUCAUGCAGAUUAGUUACAAUAGUUUCCUUAAUGAACAUUUAAGGCAUUUACAUAAUGUCACAGUUAAGUGAACUUUUACUUCAAAAGCAGUAGCUGAAUUUUAAUACAGGGAGGAAAAAUAACUGUCAGGUUGGCAGGUGUAAACCUGAGAUAUUUUUAUUCCCAAGUCUGUUCAGAGAUCUGGUCUAACUUGGUAAUACUUUAUACCAGCGGAAGAGGGUAAUGCAAGCAAGACAGGGAUCAUGACUAAGCAGCGGAGGGAGAGGGGAUGGUGUCUGAUGAGGUAAUUAGAAGCAAGCCCAACACCAGAGGUUUCUUUGGGAAGCUGUCUCUGCUGCCCUUGGCCCACCUGGUAGAAUCUGUAUGAAACCAUUUUGGCUUUUUUCAGUCUUCUUACUUAUUCUUGACCAUUAUGCCUAGUGAACCCCGUACGAGGCACUGAUAGCAGUUGGCCAGAGCAGAAAGGUGGCUCAGUCUGAAAGACUACACCACGAAUUUUGGAGUAAGACCCUCAUCAUUUUGGUGCAAGGAUGCUAUUAACUGGCCACAUCACCACUUGUUAAAUCUGUCAAUCCUUACACAGCUUGCAUUGUAAGUUAUCAUCAGGGUUUAAAUUCCCUUGCACUUGUGAUUUCUCUUGACAGAAUUAGGGUUAAAAACAGGUCGAGUUAUAUUGUUCUAGACUUAAGUGCUUAAGUGUAAGGGCACAGCAAAGAAUUUCAGUUGCUUUCUCUUUCAAACUUGAAUCAUGCCAAAUGGUGCAAGUUUAGCUUGAAGGGAAAAUUGCUUUGAAAUGCCAGAAUUGAGAAUGGUCCAUUUAAUGUACAGUCAAUUUUCAGUUGAAAGCCAUUUUUAAAAAUAAGUUCAUAUUUGAAAAAAUAUUAUAACCUCAAACUGAAGGCAACUGUACUGUUGCUGAGUCUCCAAUUUUUGAAAAAACAAAAUUGAAUGAUUUAGCAGGGAACUUAUCCUCUGGCUCUUCUUGUGCACUACUGUUAACUUGACAAACUAUAGUCUACUCCUAAUAAUUCAAAAUGGAUUUGUGCAAAAGAUGAAAGAAUUAUAAUGUGUAUUCAGCAAUAUUAAUAAAAACCCAAAUGGAGAAUUUAUUGCUAAAAUAUGAAAUAAAUUAGCAACUUGGAGUUAAAAAAUUAAA